This is a messenger RNA of Alexandromys fortis (reed vole), 3713 nucleotides long. RefSeq names its product taste 2 receptor member 42 (gene Tas2r42). The coding region runs from base 588 to 1529 and encodes 313 amino acids. Gene Ontology annotation, cellular component: membrane. The record is from RefSeq and is a predicted model, not a curated record. Gene Ontology annotation, molecular function: G protein-coupled receptor activity; bitter taste receptor activity. Gene Ontology annotation, biological process: detection of chemical stimulus involved in sensory perception of bitter taste; G protein-coupled receptor signaling pathway; sensory perception of taste. NCBI's taxonomy places the organism in Eukaryota, Metazoa, Chordata, Mammalia, Rodentia, Cricetidae. The transcript has a single exon.
AACACAUAUCAAAGAGAAAAUAUAACACAUGUUUAUGAAAUCCAUAACUAAAUUAUUUAAAACUUGUUUUAGUGCUUUGAAUAAUAACAAAGAUAUCUAGCUUCAGAGAGUGUAACAUUCCAGGUGAGAAGGAAAGCAUUAUACAAAUCAAUGGAAUAAAAAUCUGAUUCAAAUUUGUAUUUUAAUAUAUUUGACUUGAACAUUUCAAACAUGAUUUCAGGGGAAAUUUAAGGCUACAUCAGUGAUUAUGUGGGCAUAGAAACUGUUUGGAUCAAAAUUUAAUGAUUCUUUUAAAAAAUUUUUAAUAGAAUUAUGAAAACUGUAUUCAUAAACAGACAUUUACAGAUCAAGUUUGGGAUUAAAGUUAAAUAAGACAAAAUACCCAUAAUCUAGAAGUUCCUCAAGUAUGUGUGAAACUAUCCAAAUGAAGGAGAUUCUGAUCAGAGCUGAGAUUACAACAAAAGGAAAGAAGAUCAAUAUGGGAAAAUAGGAUAUUCUGUAGAAGUUUGACUAAGAACUGAUCAGCAAGGCAAUGUGGUAGAAGUGUGGAUCUUUUUCCUGUAAGAUUACUUACCUGUUUGGAUCAGAUGUUUAUGAUAUUGAUGACAGCAGGAUUCAUCACUGGAAUGCUGGGGAAUGUGUUAAUUGGACUGGUAAGCUGCUAUGACUGGGUCAAGAACCACAAAGUCACCUUCAUCAACUUCAUCCUGAUCUGUUUGGCAGUUUCCAGAAUGAGCUCCCUGCUCGUGGUAUUUGUUGAUGCAGUUAUAUGGGAACUAGCUCCUCAUGUCUAUGAUUCUUCCAGUCUAGCAAAAUGCUCUGAUAUAUUAUGGAUCAUGACUGACCAACUGUCUAUAUGGUUUGCCACCUGCCUCAGCAUCUUCUACUUCCUCAAAAUUGCCCAUUUCUCCCAUCCUCUUUUCCUCUGGUUGAAGUGGAGAAUGAGAAGCAUGAUUGUUGUUUUUCUUGCAUUUUCUUUGUUCUUGCUGAUUUUUUAUUUUCUACUGCUUGGAACACUUCCUAUUUUCAUGGAGAUUUACAUGAUGGCUAAAAGCAAUCAGACUCUAUUUUCAGAUACACAUAAAACCAUUGCUGUCAAAAACCUAAUUGUUUUUCACUUGACAUACUUGAUGCCAUUUCUUGUGUCCCUAGUAUCAUUGCUCCUUUUAUUUUUGUCCUUGGUGAAGCACUCCAGAAACUGCCACCUCAUUUCCACCAGCUCUGAAGAUUCUAGAACCAAGGUCCACAAGAAGGCAAUGAAAAUGCUGUUGUCUUUCCUCAUUCUCUUUGUAAUUCACAUUUUUUUCGUGCAGCUGACACGUUGGUUAUUUAUGUAUUGUCCAAUGAAUAGCUCAGUUAAGUUGGUUAUGUUAACAUUAAAUAUCUUUCCUUUAAGUCACUCAUAUAUUCUGAUCCUGGGAAAUAGCAAGCUUCGGCAGACAGCAGUGAGGGCCCUUCAACAUCUUAAAAGCCAGCUGCAAGAGUUGAUCCUCUCCUUUCAUAGAUUCUCCAGAGUCUUUGCUAAGUGACUAAGCUAAUGGGGAGCCUCAGAAGGUCACUGUUCUUCUGCUGGGUUCUAAAUACUACUGAACAUUCACAAACAGUUCUUUAAACACACUACCUUUUCUGACAGUUUGCACAUAGUCAGGCUAUAAAGCAGAAACCUAUCUUUUUUGUUUCCAUCAUUGGUAAUCAAAACUAGUAGUCUCAAACAUUUUAAACAUUUUAACUAUUUAAAGGAAUCAAAUAGUUAAUUUUACAGGCAAAAGAAAUGUAAUAACCAUUAAGAAGGAAGGUUUGUUGAUGUAGGAUUCCCCUCUGUAUGUUGUGAUUACCAUCAAUGAAUAAAGAAACUUCUUUGGACCUAUAGCAGGGCAGAACUUAGGCAGGGAAAACUAAACUGAAUGCUAGAAGAAAGAAGAUAGAGUCAGGGAGAAGCCAUGUAGCCCUGACAGAGACAGACACCAGAACAUUAGUCGGUAAGCCACAACCUUGUGGUGAUACAUAGAUUACUAGAAAUGUGUUAAAUUAAUAUGUAAGAGUUAGCCAAUAAGAAGCUAGAGAUAAUUGGCCAAGAAGUGAUUUAAUUAAUACAGUUUCUGUUGAUGUGGGAGUGUCAUAUAUCAAUCUGUUGAUUUCAUUGGUUAAGUUAUAAUAAACCAACUGCUUGGCCUCAGCUUAGAACAUAGAUGGGAGGAGUAAACAGAAUAGAAUUCUGGGCGGAAGAGGAAGUGAGGUCAGACUCUGCUCUGCUGGAGCAGAGACACCAUGCUCAGCUCUCCCAGGCAGAUGCACGCAAUGAAGCUCCUCCAAUCCCGAAUGGAUGUAGGCUAGAAUCUUCCCGGUAAGCGCACCUUGGGGUGCUUACACACAUCAUUAGAAAUGGGCUAGUCCAGGUGCGAGAAUUAGCCUGUAAGUGUUAGAGUUCAUGGGCCAAGCAGUUCUUAAAUGAACACAGUUUGUGUGUUGUUAUUUCGGGCAUGAGCUAGCCAAGUGGCCGGGGUGUUGGGGACGCAGCCCCGCCGCUCCUUAUUUCAACAUUCUGUGUGGUUAUUUCAGGAGUCUGGGCAGCCAGGAAAUGAACAGGCAGCCUCUUUACAACUAAUUGGUUCUCCAACAUGGUUGACUAUAUCCAUCUAAAACCUGAGAAAGCUUGGAAAGGAACUCUAGACACUAAAAAACAAAGUUUAGCCACAUCCUUCCAAUCCCCCAAUGGGCUUUGCUUGCUGGAAACAUGCUGUGGCUCCUUUAAGAGAUGUCUUCCUGAUUCAGCAGGGUUUCAAAUGGCAGUAGAUUGUGGCUCUUUCUAGAGGCUGAACACCUGAAUUGCAUUUGUAGGCAUGGGUGCUUAUGUGCCCACUUGGGGUCAGGAGCAAAGUAGCUGAGACCAUGCUCACAGCUCAGCGCUCCCUGCCUUGGGCAGGCAGUGGAAUCAAGUCUGCUAGGCAUGUACAGGGAGGUGAGCAUGGCAGAUUCCUGACACCAGACACUGAAAUACUCCCAGACUGUACAUUGUGCUGCAUGGCAGAUUUAGAUAUUGCUCAGAUAAAAAGGAUUUAUGUGCUGCAUACUCCUUCUCAGAGUUAAAACUGGUGAGCACAGAUCCUACCUGGAAGUCCCAGAACUGGUGGUAAUGGUACAUUCACCAUUUUAAAAAGCAGACAGAGGUGGAGCCAGCACCCAGGGCCAUUGUGACCAAGCUGCUUAGCAUUUUAAGAGCUCUCUAGGACAGAAAAGGAUCACUAGAUACACAAUAAAUAGAAAUUCAGAUGAAAAAGACCUCUGAAUGGAUCACAGUGUUGGAUAAAUCUACAUAGGCUUGGGAUAGAAAAAGAAAGAGUAUAGAGAGUCAUAAAAGGAAGUAAAUGGUUUAGAAAAACCCAAAGUCUUUAAAGAGAUAGACAGUCACAGAUUAAAGCAGUAAAAGUAAUAAAAUAAAUAUUAAACAUAAAGUAAAAAAUUAAUAAGCCAAAUAAAUAUGGAAAAUACACAGAGUCUGGAUUAUGUGUAUUAUUGUGCUUUUUUGAAUUUUUUGACUAUGAAGGAGCUAAGUAACCAACUUAUAUACUUUAGAGGUAUUUCGUCAUUGAAAUAUGGAUCUAAGGAUAUGUUGCUUUGGUAAAGAGGUUCUUCUUUUGUUUCCACAGAGGAUGAGAACCUGUGUAAUCCUUCCAGAUUAAUGUGGUUUGAUGGACUAAGACUCCAGAAAGGUU